Messenger RNA from Pararge aegeria (speckled wood butterfly), 1666 nucleotides. RefSeq names its product zinc finger protein Gfi-1b (gene sens-2). Gene Ontology annotation, cellular component: nucleus. Lineage: Eukaryota; Metazoa; Arthropoda; Insecta; Lepidoptera; Nymphalidae. The coding region runs from base 69 to 1487 and encodes 472 amino acids. The transcript is spliced from 6 exons. The record is from RefSeq and is a predicted model, not a curated record.
UUCGCGUCGAUCGCACGCGGCUUGUACCGGGACAUAGUGUUAUGACGUUGGUUUAGGACGAUUUGAAAAUGGAAAUAAGUGCAAUGCCUCCCAUGCCUUUGGACUUUUCUAUGGUGCGUAACGGUGGUUCUUCUCCGGGGCACUUGAGAGAGAGUUCGCCGAGGUCUGUGUCGAACAGCGCUUUCAGAGUUGUCACGCCAAAAGGUGUGUCAGCAAGCGAAGCACUUCGGAACGGCCUCUGCCAGUCGCUUUGGGCACCGGCGACGCGACCAGAACCUUCUCCGCACCAGCACUUAGAUUCCUACACUGUCAGAGACGACAUCAAAUUCGGCAUUAACCGGCUAGUGGGAGAAAGAACAGAUGAAGAAGACAACGAAUCACAUAACAAUGAGACCUCAAGAGCCGAAGACAUUUCACCCACAUCAAGAUGCGGAAGCCCAUGUUGGGCACCAUCCUCUCAUUCCCCACGCUCAGUUCGCUCAUCAUCUCCCGAACUCGAAGUUGACUCCCCACCAUCUUCCCCUAGAAGAAUUCCAGAUUCCUCCCCACCUUUGAAGAGGUCAGAAGCGUUUUCAGUCAGCGCUUUAUUAAGACCCGAUGCCCCAAGAGUGCAACCUCAGAGACCAUUCCUUUACCCGCCUUUACCCUUCACGGAGUUUCUAAGAGACGCUGGAAGCCUUGGUAUACCAGGAUGGGGGAGUUACAGCAACUUAUACCUCCACGCUGUGCAGGCAGCUGGCCCAGAAUUAUUAAGGUUAAGAGCAGCUGUUCUCGGAGCCCCAAGUCCUUUAUCCAGACCUUUGCCUAUUGGAGACGUUUAUUCGUGUGUUAAGUGUGAGAAAAUGUUCAGUACGCCUCAUGGAUUGGAGGUGCAUGCGCGGAGAUCUCAUAAUGGGAAGAGGCCGUUUGCGUGUGAACUGUGCAGCAAGACUUUUGGACAUGAGAUCAGCCUUAGUCAACACCGGGCUGUCCACAGCGUAGAGAAAGUGUUUGAAUGCAAGCAGUGCGGGAAGACAUUCAAACGUUCCAGUACACUAUCCACACACCUCCUCAUCCAUUCGGACACCCGACCCUACCCUUGCCAGUAUUGUGGCAAGCGGUUCCACCAGAAGUCUGAUAUGAAGAAACACACUUAUAUACACACUGGUGAAAAGCCACACAAAUGCCAAGUAUGCGGUAAAGCGUUUAGCCAGAGCUCAAACCUCAUUACCCACUCGCGCAAGCACACUGGCUUCAAGCCAUUCGCCUGUGACCUGUGCGGACGAGCGUUCCAGAGGAAAGUGGACUUGAGGCGGCAUCGGGAGACUCAGCACGCGGACUUGAGACCGCCACAGCAUAUGCCGCCGCAUACGGACGUGCAUGGAAUGCAUCCACCCGAAAUGCAUGUCGGAGACCGGAUAGAUAUGCGUCCACCACAUCCCGAUCUUCGCCAGCCCGACUUCAGAAUGAGCAGCACGGUGCCUCCACUGCAACCGUUACCCUCCUGAACUUCAACUGCCUUUGCGCCUUGGCGCUAAGGCAUUAACCAUCUAUUGUAAGUUAACUAAUUUCCUGGAUGAUAUUUAAAUUAUAACUACGCAUACUGACACCUAUAUAAGAGUUCGUAUUGUUUUAAGUUAUAUCCAUCCUAAUAUAAUAAAUAACUUAAAUAAACAAAACAAACAAA